Molecule: messenger RNA, 2138 nt
Organism: Prunus avium (sweet cherry)
Lineage: Eukaryota; Viridiplantae; Streptophyta; Magnoliopsida; Rosales; Rosaceae
Source: RefSeq, a predicted model, not a curated record
GAUCUUUGGUAGGAUGUUGAGGGUAUGAUGUCAAUUUCUGUUGAAGCCGCUGAGGCACGGGAUUCUUUGAGUGAUGAUAAAGAACUCAUUAAUACAUAUGAGAGGCUAACAGCUCUUGAUGGAAAGCGGAGGUUUGCAUUAGCAGCUGCAGGAUCUCACAAGGAAGAGGUUGCCAGGCUUAGAGAAUAUUUUGAAGAUGUUGAUAGGACCUGGGAGACAUUUGAGAAGACAUUGUGGGGCCAUGUUUCCAACUUCUAUAAUCAUUCCAAAGAAAGCCCUUCAACAUUGGUUCGUGCUUUAAGGGUUGUUGAAAUGCAAGAAAUCCUUGACCAACAACUUGCUGAAGAAGCAGCUGAGGCUGAAGGAGGUGGUGCCAUGGCAUCAAUUGCAAAUCCUCGUAGAACUGCCAAAAAGUCUACCACGGCAACGGCUUCUUCAAGAAACCUGACACAGCAGAAAUUGAAUGUUCAAGGCAAAGGCUAUAAGGACAAAUGCUAUGAGCAAAUAAGGAAGACUGUUGAAGGACGAUUCAACAAGCUUCUGACAGAGCUUGUUUUCGAGGACCUUAAGGCAGCAUUAGAGGAAGCUCGAACGAUUGGAGAAGAGCUUGGAGAUAUAUAUGACCAUGUGGCCCCUUGUUUUCCCCCAAGAUAUGAAAUAUUCCAACUCAUGGUCAAUCUGUAUACUGAGCGAUUCGUUCAAAUGCUUAGAUUACUCAGUGACAGGGCAAAUGAAAUGACGAACAUAGAGAUUUUAAAGGUAACUGGUUGGGUGGUUGAAUACCAAGAAAAUCUGAUUGGGCUUGGGGUUGAUGAGUCCCUUGCUCAAGUGUGUUCUGAGAGUGGUUCCAUGGAUCCCCUUAUGAAUUCAUAUGUUGAGAGAAUGCAAGCUACAACAAGGAAAUGGUACUUGAAUAUCUUAGAAGCCGAUAAAGUACAGCCACCAAAGAAAACAGAAGAUGGGAAGCUAUAUACACCAGCUGCUGUUGAUUUAUUCAGGAUCCUAGGAGAGCAAGUGCAAAUUGUUCGUGAUAAUAGCACUGAUCUCAUGCUGUACAGAAUUGCCUUGGCAAUUAUUCAGGUAAUGAUUGAUUUUCAAGCUGCUGAAAGGCAGAGACUCGAAGAACCUGCUUCAGAAAUUGGUUUGGAACCUUUAUGCGCAAUGGUUAACAACAACUUGCGCUGCUAUGAUCUUGCAAUGGAGCUAAGUAAUAGCACUUUGGAAGCUCUUCCACAAAACUAUGCUGAGCAGGUCAACUUUGAAGACACAUGCAAAGGUUUCUUAGAGGUUGCAAAGGAAGCCGUGCAUCAAACUGUCAGUGUUAUCUUUGAAGAUCCAGGAGUGCAGGAUUUACUUGUCAAGCUUUAUCAGAAGGAGUGGUGUGAAGGACAGGUUACUGAGUAUCUAGUUGCAACCUUUGGUGAUUAUUUUGCAGACGUGAAGAUGUAUAUUGAAGAAAGAUCAUUCAGGAGAUUUGUUGAGGCUUGUUUGGAGGAAACAGUGGUUGUUUACGUUGAUCAUCUUCUAACACAGAAGAACUACAUCAAGGAAGAGACCAUUGAGAGGAUGAGAUUAGAUGAAGAGGUUCUGAUGGAUUUCUUUAGGGAGUAUUUAAGUGUUUCUAAAGUUGAAAGCAGAGUCAGAAUACUGAGUGAUUUGAGAGAACUUGCUUCUGCAGAGAGCCUGGAUACCUUCACCCUCAUUUACACAAAUAUUCUUGAACAUCAACCUGACUGUCCGCCUGAGGUUGUAGAGAAGCUUGUUGCAUUGCGAGAAGGCAUACCACGGAAGGAUGCGAAGGAGGUCGUACAAGAGUGCAAAGAAAUAUAUGAGAAUUCUCUUGUCAAUGGGAACCCAGCAAAAUCAGGUUUUGUUUUUCCAAGAGUGAAGUGUUUAUCAAGUUCCAAGGGAUCCAUAUGGCGGAAGCUAACUUAGUUGAACAUCAACUACUGCACUGCUCCCACUCGUAAAUUUGUUCUUGUUGGCUGGAAGACUGCUCUGCGAAUUACGUAUGUAUAUUUGAAAUCUUACUCGUUUUAUUACUUGUAAGUAUGCUACUUUUCCCUAAUCAUUUUUGUUCGCUCGAAGAAAAUUCGUAUUUUUUUAUUUAAUUUUAAUAAAUAUGAGCUUGUAAGUUA